Arabis nemorensis is the source of this 216-nucleotide messenger RNA. NCBI's taxonomy places the organism in Eukaryota, Viridiplantae, Streptophyta, Magnoliopsida, Brassicales, Brassicaceae. The record is from the annotation of a GenBank genome assembly.
AUGGGUAAGGUUAAUGUUCUUAAAAGUGAGGUAGCUUCGUUGGAAGCGAAUAAUGAGGAGAGCAAGCGCAUAGUCACUUGUUUGGAGCAACAACUGGAGUUCGCAACGUCUGGUGCAACUAUUAUCAACACUUGGAAGAUAACUCAAGAGUUCAAGAUCGCAAAGCACCAAAUUGGAAAGCUGAGGAGGCCGAAACAGCUUAUAGAGAGGUAUUAA